Pistacia vera is the source of this 1081-nucleotide messenger RNA. RefSeq lists its product as uncharacterized. The record is from RefSeq and is a predicted model, not a curated record. The transcript has 6 exons. NCBI's taxonomy places the organism in Eukaryota, Viridiplantae, Streptophyta, Magnoliopsida, Sapindales, Anacardiaceae. The coding region runs from base 108 to 665 and encodes 185 amino acids.
GGGCACCAGUAAAGACCUUUAUACGUAUAUUGUAUUAGACUAAAUUAAACCUAUUUACGGCACGUGGCUCACAAACGCACACAAUUCUAGUUUUUGGUUGCUGAAGAAUGGAUACGGGUCCGAAUGGAGAGGAACCCACUUCGUGGGACGAGCUUUACAGUUUAAAUUUGAUACCUUCGGAGCUGUUUCUCAAGUUCAGAAAAGAAGUCGAGGGGUUACGAGUUGGCGUCAAUUUAGAGUUCUAUAAUGCUCCAGUCAAUGAUUACCAAGCAAAGAUCGUACUGAAGCCUCUGGCCCCCGAUCGUAGGUGGAAGUUCAUAUAUGAACCUGUACAUCAAGAUGUGCGAAUUCUUUCAAAAAAGAUCCCUGUCACAAAAUUUCUGAAUCUCCAGGUCGGUAUAGGCCAUAAUUUUCAAUUGCAUGCAACUGGGUGGAAAUGGAAAAUCACUACAUGUUUGGGUGGAGAUGGAAUAUCUCGGAUCCAGAAUAAGACAUCUCUUGGCUUAUGCCCUGGUGUUGAUUUGCGGUUCGGUUGGAAGGCAGAUUAUGUUCUUCCAGAGAUUACUGGGGCACUAGGUACUGGUGAACCAUUAUUCAACAUGAACUCGGGAAAAUUGCAAGCAUCGCUAGACAGAGUUGAGGCUAUUCUUACCCAUACGUCAUGAUACUUCUCAAAAAAUCAGAAACUACCACUAUUUGCCUGAAAUUGGGAAGGUGCAACUGCAUGUCAGAAUUCGUAGGUCGUUUGGACUUUGGAAUGGAGUACAGUGAUUAGUGAUGGCCUGAUGAUGUUCAAGAUGGGACUAAAUAGUCAUUAUCGCCGUGCACAUAUGUGGAUAAGAGCUCGUCUUCGUUCUCUUCAAAUUGAAAGUGGAUUGGGUUCAUGUAUGUAGUUGGCUUUAAUAAAGUUCAGUGAUGAUUGCUAUAGCUGGUCCAUGUUUCCAUUUAUCUUCUCAUUGGUUUCUGUUUGCUCUUAAGUUGAUGUAAAAGCUAAGUUUUACUGAUAUUUGCAUCACACUUUGGCCUUCAAAAUCAUUCUGUAGAUCUUGAGGAGGUUCUGCUUCCAGUAUGAUAACAUCCA